AUGGAGACCCGAGCGCUCUGCCUGAUGCUGCUGGUCCUGGUCGCUUGGUCCUCCAGUGCUGCUGCGGAGUACGUGGGCCUGUCCCCGAGCCAAUGUGUGGUCCCUGCCAAGGACAGGGUGGACUGUGGCUACCCCAAGGUCACCCCUGAGCAGUGCAACAACCGGGGCUGCUGCUUCGACUCCAGCAUCCCCCAGGUGCCCUGGUGCUUCAAACCCCUGCAGGAGACAGGGGCACUUUCCUGCUUCCCUUACUCUCACUUCUCGGGGGUCAGUGAGGAGCCCGAGGCUGCGUCCACUCAGGAUAACCCUUCCCCUGGCCAGGAUGGGGCAGCCCACGUGCUAGGGCGGGUGGCCCUCUUUGAAGCCAGGGGACUGUUCUGA
Messenger RNA from Jaculus jaculus (lesser Egyptian jerboa), 381 nucleotides. RefSeq names its product trefoil factor 3 (gene Tff3). The record is from RefSeq and is a predicted model, not a curated record. Lineage: Eukaryota; Metazoa; Chordata; Mammalia; Rodentia; Dipodidae. The transcript is spliced from 3 exons. Gene Ontology annotation, biological process: maintenance of gastrointestinal epithelium. Bases 1 to 381 code for a protein of 126 amino acids.